Talaromyces atroroseus is the source of this 2115-nucleotide messenger RNA. RefSeq lists its product as hypothetical. Gene Ontology annotation, molecular function: protein binding. The record is from RefSeq and is a predicted model, not a curated record. Bases 1 to 2115 code for a protein of 704 amino acids. The transcript has a single exon. Lineage: Eukaryota; Fungi; Ascomycota; Eurotiomycetes; Eurotiales; Trichocomaceae.
AUGACUAGCCCUCAGCCCCCCUCGGCCCUUGAUGGGCGUUGUUCAGCAAUUUACGACAACACUCUUUAUGUUUACACCCCUUCUGCAUUACUAUCGCUAUCGCUGGAGAGUGGUGCCGAUUGGAAUACAACGGAUGCCGGCCAAUCAGUGACGGACGCCGUCUGCGUCACGGGAAGCCUUGAUGGUACUUCCGAGAACCAAGGCUUAUACGUUGUCGGGGGCACCUCGGACAACUCGACGUAUUCUGGCCUUCAAAGAUAUUCUUUCAGCGAUAACACGUGGGAGUCAAUCAAUUUAAAUAUCGCCGAUUUGCAGAAUCGUGUCAAUCACAGUGCGAUAUACAUUCCCGGAACCUCUUCGAUUUUGGUCUACGCAGGUAGCAAUGAUGCAAAUGAGGAUGCUUCAACAUCGACAUACGAGAUCCCCAUCGACAACGGCUGGAUAGUACAAUCACGUUCGGACGGUGGUAGUCCAGCUGGUAUCCAGCCAUUUCUGCUACCUUGGGAUAACUCAACCGUGGUUUACGUGGGAGGCACUUCUACGAACACCGAGGUCUUUCUGUACCAUGGCAUGAGCGGCUGGAAUACCUCCCAGAUUUCUCUUGCCGAAGGCAUACCCUCUGACGCCGGCGUUGCCAUUUUAUCUAACAGUGACGGUAGCAAGAUUUUGGAGAUCUUCGACGUGACCACUUCUCCAAACAACGUUAGCUAUGUGGCUUUGUUGCAGACCGGCGGACAACCCGCAUAUCCAGGUGAAUCGGUGACAUUCGCAUCGACCUCGUCUUCGUCUGCAAAUAAAGAAAAGCGCGACUGGGGGAACAUGCCAGCGUAUAAUACCACUGAUGCCCCUUCGACCACUCGUACCAGUUUUUCGAUAGCUCAGUCCAGCAACGACCUAGUUGUGAUUUCAGGCGGCAGUGGCAACGAUUGCCUUAGCGUCUUCAACCAAACUCAGAAUAGCUGGGUCAAUACCACCAAACUUUUCUACAAUGGCGAUAGUGCAAGCCUUCAGAAGCCGCUAACCACAUCGACAUCAACUGCAUCAACAAGUGCAACAAGUGCAACAGCUACAACAUCGACAACUACCGCAGCGACUUCUGGUGGCACCAGCACCAGCACAGGUGUCAUUAUAGGUGCCACUCUCGGUAGUUUACUGGGUAUAGCUGCCAUCUUGAUCGUUCUCUUGGUGAUACUGCGCCGCCUACAUGGGAAAAAGGCCAGCUCGGGUGGUAAGGGUGGGCGCCGAUUCGGCUCUCAAGAUAAAGACCGCCUGAGCUUUGAAGAUCAAGGCAUUGAGCCCCUAACAAUGGCUGCCGUCCCCAUGGCUCGAAGCAAUGUUCACUCAGCCGUGGAUUCUCUUAACAUGAUAUCUGGAAAAUUUGCAAACGACUACCGCUCAUCUAUGGCGGCGGGGAAUGGAGUUGGCACUCGAUCAUUAGUUCCACCGGCUAAAAGUCCUAUGCCAACAAUUGCCUCGAGUCGAGCAGAUAUAGACGAAAAGGAGGUUAUGAUGCUUUCUACCGAAUCUAAUCGCCCAAAGGGCGAUCGAAGCACUGACGAAGGUUGGGGCAAGUAUUUCCAGGAUACGAAAGCCACGGAUUCUCCUCGCACCACGAUGAACUCGGACAUUUCUGAUAUGACCAAAUCUGACUACCGAAGUAGCAUGUGGCCUCACCAAAUGCCAGAAGCAACAUCUAUUGCUCUAGGUGCAUUAAGCGGACCCAAGCCAUUGGGUCAAGUCUCUUCUGGGAGUCCCAGUACAGAGCAUUUACCGAUGUCCGGAAACAGCCAUCUACAUCAAGGACAAUCGGCGCUCAUAGACUCAGCCAGUUUGCUAUCCGAUGACGAUGACCACAGUCGUCACGAUGCAUUUUCGUCUGGCAUUCCACCUAGUGUUCAGGAUGGGACUUGGUAUAUGCGGCCACCGAGUAGCAACUAUACUGAUAGCUUUUAUCAACCAAGUGCGCGCGAACCCUCAGGUUUGCAGGAGUCAAUCUCAGUUCCGACAGACGCCCGGUCUAAUGGGCGAAGAUCAAGUGGUAUCCUCCAUAGCAACUAUCCUCGGACCAAUAUCAACUCAGACAUGAGCUGGUUGAAUUUACACGCAGACAAAUAA